Molecule: messenger RNA, 324 nt
Organism: Lactuca virosa
Lineage: Eukaryota; Viridiplantae; Streptophyta; Magnoliopsida; Asterales; Asteraceae
Source: the annotation of a GenBank genome assembly
AUGGAAGCCACUAGUAGCAGUAGAACACAGAAGGGGGCGCCCUGGGAAGAAUUAUAUGCACCACAUCCUAUUAGGAAAUUACUAGAACCGGUGGUUGAUGAUACUUUUAGGGAUACGUUGCCGGCAUCUCCAAUGGUUUUGGAUGAAGUCCAUCAUGAAUGCAGCGACACACCGCCAGGAGAUGAAGUAUUAUCGGUGGUUUAUGCGUCGGAAUUAGAAUCCAAAACACCACCGCCGUUUCUACCACCAUUUCUAUCACUAACAACGGUUGAAGAGACGUCUGACAUGGCUAGCGAUUUUCAAUCUCGAUGCAGUUCCAGUUGA